This is a messenger RNA of Macadamia integrifolia, 2512 nucleotides long. RefSeq names its product beta-glucuronosyltransferase GlcAT14B-like. Bases 734 to 2002 code for a protein of 422 amino acids. Lineage: Eukaryota; Viridiplantae; Streptophyta; Magnoliopsida; Proteales; Proteaceae. Gene Ontology annotation, molecular function: glucuronosyltransferase activity. Gene Ontology annotation, cellular component: membrane. The transcript is spliced from 5 exons. The record is from RefSeq and is a predicted model, not a curated record.
GGAGGAGGAGGUGUAAGAGAAGAGUUUUGAGUUUCUGAGCUACCAUUCCUAAGCUAUUAUCUCAUGCUCUAAGAAUGUGCACAACAUUUGGUUAUACAUUGCUAGCAUUUAGAUUUCUCUCCAAGAAAAUAGAGAAUGCGGAUUCCAUGGCUGAAAGCCUUUCAGAAUGGGACGCCCAGAAUAUUCCCAGCCGGCAAAUGUGACUGGAUGCCCAGAUGAUUGGAGAGGGAUCCAUCAAUAAUAUAACAGAUGUUAAAAAUGCAGCGCCGUGGACGGAUCCAGAUUCCCUAUCGAGUCACUUCCUCGAAAUUCUGAAAAUUAAAUUCUGAAAAUGGGGAGGAUUUAUUUCUUUAUAUCUUUAUUUUUGACCUUAAGUAUUUUUCUUUUUCACAUAUUUACUCUCCCUCCCCCGCUCUCCACUCCUGUUUGUUCUCAGUCUCUGUUGUAUGUGGACGUGCACAAACUGGUUUCCUUCUGCAUCAUCACAAUCACGCCAGGCACCCUCUCCCUCUUCUUCUAUGUGUUCUAUGUUGACGUGCACAAACGGUUUCUUGCUGCAUCAUUACAAUUACACCAGGUAUUUUUCAACUAUCUGACAUAAGAUCUUCAAUGCAACUUCAAAAGUUCACAACUUGACUGGAAGUAUUUUAUAGGUUAGAAGUAGUUUGGUGAAUCAUAAGUUAAAAUUGGGAGGAUGAGAGAAAUAGAACAGAUUCCAUGAAAUUAUUUAGCUAUGGAGCCGCUGAACAUGGAGAAGAAAUGGGUAUUCCCGCUUGUCGUAAGCUCCCUUAUUUGUGUCUUCAUCAUUGCUACUUCCUUCAAUAUGGGUCUUGUGUCUUCUGUGCAAACAAUCAAUUCACUUUUCUCAGUCUUCCCGUCACGAGUCUCCGUAAGCCAGACAGACCCUGCUUUUGUUGAAUCAAAGGUUUUGCCCCCACCACCACCCCCCAAGAUCCAUAUUCCUCGAUUUGCAUAUAUGGUUUCUGGAUCAAAAGGUGAUUUGGAGAAGCUGUGGAGGACUCUCCGUGUGCUUUAUCACCCAUUGAACCAGUACAUUGUUCAUUUGGACCUGGAAUCAUCAGUGGAGGAACGACAGGAUCUUGCUUCUCGUGUCAAAAAUGAUACCAUAUUUGCAAAGGUGGGGAAUGUGCACUUGAUUACCAAAGCCAACAUGGUUACUUACAGAGGACCCACAAUGGUUUCUAAUACCCUUCACGCCUGUGCCAUCCUUCUCAAGAAAAGCAAGGAUUGGGAUUGGUUCAUAAACCUCAGCGCUUCAGAUUAUCCGCUCAUGACGCAGGAUGAUACAGAUAUUCUUUUUGCAUUUUCAUCAUUGGACAGAAGUCUGAAUUUCAUAGACCAUACCAGCCGACUAAGAUGGAAGGAGGGUCAAAGGGCAAAGCCAUUGAUUAUAGACCCUGGACUCUAUAAGUCAACUAAAUCUGAUAUUUUCUAUGCGACUGAAAAGAGGGAAUUGCCUACAGCUUUUAAAUUAUUUACUGGUUCAGCUUGGAUGGUUCUGUCACGGGCAUUUGUGGAGUACUGCAUAUGGGGUUGGGAUAACCUACCCAGAACUCUCCUUAUGUACUACACCAACUUUGUGUCCUCUCCUGAAGGUUACUUCCACACAGUCAUCUGCAAUGUCCCAGAGUAUGCACAGACUGCAGUUAACCAUGACUUGCACUACAUCUCAUGGGACAUACCUCCUAAACAACACCCACACACCCUCACUGUUAAUGAUACUACGAAGAUGAUUCGUAGCAAUGCUCCUUUUGCCAGAAAAUUCAAACAAGAUUCUCAUGUUUUGGAUAAGAUUGACACCGAACUCCUUCACCGGAAGUCUGGGAGCUUUGUCCAGGGUGGAUGGUGCUCCGGUAACCCCACUUGCUCUGAGGUGGGGGACCCGACCCGCCUUAAACCAGGACAAGGAGCACAGAGGCUUGCAAGACUUAUGGCUAGUAUAGUUUUGUCUUCAAAGUUUAAAGAAAACCAGUGUCAUUAAAGUGCAUGAAAGCAUUCUUGUUCAAGGCUGGGAAGUUUUCGGUUCAGCAAAUACCAGUUUUCCAUUUGAAGGAUUAGUCAAUGGAAGGGUACCAGCAGGGCUCGUUGUCGCAUGGUAAGCAAUUUUAUAGGUGGGACCUGUGACAACUUCAUGAUGCCCUCCGGCAUUGGACUUGAAUUGUCAUCACUAGUGUGGUAAUUCCAUUUUGAUUAGGAUCAAUGAUGACCUGCUUAUAUCAGCGACAGUAUGUAACUGGCACCCGGGGUCUAUUUUAUUUGUUGGAGAAAGGCCGAGGAACGCGGGUAGCCACUCUGUAAUUAAGGCCGACUGUGCUAUCCAUCCUUGGCUCUCUAAUCCGCCUAAUGUUUUGACAUUUUUUCCAGCCAUCUUUGGCUCGUCUUUCACUACUUGUUAUCCGGCUGCAGUAACACUCAACAAAAUUUUAGUGAAAAACAUGGGCUAGACAAAAUAAUACUGAUGAACACAGUUGUGUGGAUUCGGGACUGCAUA